This is a messenger RNA of Oncorhynchus tshawytscha (Chinook salmon), 1283 nucleotides long. Its product is annotated as dnaJ homolog subfamily C member 8. Gene Ontology annotation, cellular component: nucleus. The record is from RefSeq and is a predicted model, not a curated record. The coding region runs from base 28 to 807 and encodes 259 amino acids. NCBI's taxonomy places the organism in Eukaryota, Metazoa, Chordata, Actinopteri, Salmoniformes, Salmonidae. The transcript has 9 exons.
AUGUGAUAGUGGAUAUUAUGACGUCAGAUGAAUGAAGUCUUAGCCAAGAUGGCGGCUGCUGGAGGAGAGCCCUCUACCCAGAGUGGUCCGGAUGAUUUGUUCAAUCAUUUCUACACAGAGGUAAAGCAGAUAGAGAAAAGAGACUCUGUGCUAACCUCGAAGCAGCAAAUAGACAGGCUGCUCAGACCUGGGUCAUCCUACUUCAAUUUAAACCCGUUUGAGGUGUUACAAAUUGAUCCAGAGGCAACAGAUGAGGAGUUGAAGAAGAGGUUCAGAGCGUUGUCCAUCUUGGUCCAUCCAGACAAGAACCAGGAUGAUCCAGACAGAGCACAACUAGCCUUUGAAGCUGUGGACAAGGCAUACAAAAACCUGCUGGACCCAGAACAGAAGAAGAGGGCAGUUGAUGUGAUCCAAGCAGGAAGGGAAUAUGUUGAGCAUAAUAUGAAAGAGAAGAAGAAACAGCUGAAGAAGGAUGGGAAGCCUCAAUUCUUGGAGGAGGAUGACCCAGAAAUGUUCAGACAGGCGGUGUACAAGCAGACUAUGAAGCUGUUUGCAGAGCUUGAAAUCAAGAGGAAGGAGCGGGAAGCCAAGGACAUGCAUGAAAGGAAAAGGGCAAGAGAGGAAGAGAUUGAGACGGCAGAGAAAGCUAAGCGAGAGAGGGAAUGGCAGAAAAACUUUGAGGAAACAAGGGAUGGGCGAGUGGACAGUUGGAGGAGUUUCCAGGCAGGCAAGAGCAAGGCUAAAAAAGAGAAGAAACCCCGGUCCUUCCUGAAGCCUCCUAAAGUCAAGAUGGAGCAGAGAGAGUGACGUCUGUUGAGAUGUGAGGGUUAAGGAUACUACCCAAAGGCUACAUCCCGAUUCUUCACCCUUUUCCAGAAGUGUAUACUGACACACUCCACGUGAUGUUUUAAAAGCAUAUGAGUGGUGUGUAAGAGUUGGCUGGAGGGAGUUUCCACCAUUGUAAAAAUUCCACCAUAGCAAGCGUACACUUCGGGAGAAGGUUGGUGAAAUUGAGACUCAGCCCAACAUUCUUACUUACACUUGACAGUGCAUCCAGCCUCCUGAGAAAUGUAGUUUUGUGCUCGUUUAUUUUUUAUUUUUUAUGUACAUAAUUGUGAUCUGCAACCUCCAUGGGACCAUCACACUUACUGGCCUCAAAGUAGACAAGAUGACAGGAAAUCUUCCAUUUCUGUAUCCACCUUAGUUUGACUGGACUUUUUGUGGUGUGUGUUCUUUUUUUUCUUUUUUUACCUUUAAAUAAAAGCUUGUUUGUAACAAGCCAA